UUCCUUAAUAGUUUUUCUUUCUCAUCAGAUAGGGAUUUUCUAAAGAGCUACUGGAGUGCACUGCAAAUAUAUUUUAUGUCUGUCAGUUGGUCUUUCUCUAAAAAUCUUUGGCGUAUUUGAAAUUCAGUGUUCCACUGAAUUACCUGGGCAGUUUCCAGCAAUUGGUAUCAGAGGUUUGAAUGCCAGCAGAAAAAAAUAGAGGGAGGAUCACUUACUCAGGAUUAAAAGGGGACAACAGUAACUGAUUUUAAAACAGGCUUCUGUAUUUCUGUCAAGAUUUACAGUAGACAACAGUAAUCUUGUAUCCUUAGACUGUACAGCCUACAAAAUGCUGUUUAUUGAAUUACAGUAACAUUAGGAAGACUCAGUGUUAUUUUGUUAGCAAAGAAAAUACAGAAUGCUUGCUUUUCUGUGAAAUUGAUAUUUUAGAAGGAAUUGUGUUUAAUUCUCUGUGCUGGGCCAUGUACUAUCAUUUGUUUUUCAUGCACCGAUUGUUUGUAGGUUGUGAUGCUGAAUAAGAAAAAAAAUCAAACAUCCAAAAACAAUCACAAACAUGACUGAAGGACAAAUGUGCCUUGAGUCGGGAGGAAGAUAGACAGCAGUAGUCCUCUCACUUCAGUAGCAGUUUGGUUUUUGAAUUCAGUACACAACUCAGACCUCGGCCUUUGGGGACAUGUUAAUUGCCGUGUAUCUGUUAGAGUCAAUACCAGCUACCGAGAUGAGGUAAAGCCUCUGAAGAAGCUGUGUUAGUUGAGGCAAUGGGUGGCCCUUCCUGCCUGAACCGUGAGAGAUAUAUGUGCUGGUGCGGGCAAAAUCCAGCUGCUGGAAUAUGCCUCUGGUGAACCAAAUACAUGUUCUUCACACCAUACUGUGCAUCUCCAUGUAGGUCUACACACUCAAGGUGGAAUAAAAAUUGGGCAAAUCUGCACUGAUUUGUUCUAAUGCAUAGAGAAAAUAUGAAUUCAUUCAUCAGUUGUUGCUUUCCUGAAAUAAUAUUUUUUUCCCCAUAUUUUUUCCCCCGGCAGUUCGAGUUAAUUCAAUAGCAAAAUAAAAUACACUGCAUCGGAUAUAAAAAUGACACAAAACUGGAUCGCCUUUUUGCUGUUCUUCCUCUCAGUUACUUUGUUAUUUGCCACCGCUAUUCCAUCUGAAGGCCAUCAGAAUAUGACAGAGGACUCUGGUCAACUGAGCGUUACACGGAAUAAGAUCAUGACGGCGCAGUAUGAAUGCUACCAGAAAAUUAUGCAAGAUCCUGUUCAUAGGAAAGAAGGUCCUUACUGUAACAGGACAUGGGACGGCUGGUUGUGCUGGAGCGAUGUUGCCGCAGGAACUGUAUCGGUACAGCAUUGUCCCGACUACUUCCAAGAUUUCAAUCCAUCAGAAAAAGUUACAAAGAUCUGCGAUUCAAGCGGGAACUGGUUUAGACACCCAGAAAGCAACAGGACGUGGACGAACUACACCCAGUGUAAUAUCUAUACGCGUGAAAAAGUGAAGACUGCUCUGAAUUUAUAUUAUUUGGCCAUCAUAGGACACGGUCUUUCAAUCGCCUCACUUCUGAUUUCUCUUGGCAUAUUCUUUUACUUUAAGAGCUUGAGUUGCCAAAGGAUUACCCUACAUAAAAAUCUCUUUUUCUCUUUUGUUUGCAACUCUGUCGUAACAAUAAUUUCACUGACCGCAAUUGCCAACAAUCAGGAGUUAGUUGCAGCUAAUCCAGUUAGCUGCAAAGUGUCAACGUUUAUCUACCUGUACCUAAUGGGUUGCAACUACUUCUGGAUGCUGUGCGAAGGCAUUUACCUGCACACCCUUAUCGUGGUGGCUGUUUUUGCUGAGAAACAGCACUUGAUGUGGUAUUAUCUUCUCGGCUGGGGUUUUCCACUGAUCCCCGCUUGCAUACACGCCGUCGCUAGAAGCUUGUAUUAUAAUGACAACUGUUGGAUUAGCUCUGAUACUCAUCUUCUCUACAUCAUCCACGGCCCUAUUUGUGCCGCUCUAUUGGUGAAUCUUUUCUUCUUGUUAAAUAUCGUCCGUGUGCUCAUAACCAAGCUGAAAGACACCCACAAGGCAGAAUCCAACCUAUACAUGAAAGCGGUGCGAGCCACCCUCAUUCUGGUUCCCCUGCUCGGCAUCGAAUUUGUGCUGUUUCCGUGGCGACCGGAAGGUCGAAUCACAGAAGAAGUCUAUGACUACGUGGUGCACAUCCUUAUGCAUUACCAGGGUCUACUGGUAGCAACAAUUUUCUGCUUCUUCAACGGAGAGGUCCAAGCUGUUUUGCGCAGACACUGGAAUCAGUACAAAAUCCAGUUCGAGCACAGCUUCAGCCACUCGGACGCUAUGCGCACAGUUUCCUAUACGGUAUCGACGAUCAGCGAUGUUCCGGGCUACAGCUACAAUCACGACUGCACCAGCGAACAUUUAAACGGCAAGGGCUACCACGAUGUGGAGAGCAUCGUUUUAAAAUCUGAGAAGUUAUACGGUUGACCAAUAAGACAAUCUCGAUGACAGCGUUCCCCAUCACAUUUGAUGAACUCUAAGUGCGAUUUGAUGACUUAACGGCCAGAAGAUUCUAACUCGGGGGAACUUUGUUCUCCCAAACAAUGCAAACUAAACCAACAGGUUUUGAUAUGUAUAUAUAUAAAGUGUUUGUGUGUGUCUACUGAUACAGUACGGUCAUCCGUACAUCUAUCUACUUACUUAGCUAUAUAUCUAUGCGCAUUAAAGUAAGCAUACAAACGUUGCCCCUUCAGUUUCUACUAUGUAGACAAAGUUGGUAAUUUUUUGUACAAAUGGAGUCAAGGAAGGAAGGAAUUCAUAUUUUUUUGGAAGUCUCUAUCGAGACCAGGUCGUUCUGAAGCCACUUACUUUUCUGUUUUGUUCACUUACGGAAACGUAGGGUGUAAAUACUGUACUGCGUCGUCUUAAUCAGACCCCUACCGAAUGAAGGAAAUUUGUUCAAAUGGGUGCAAUAGUUACAGCAGAACGUCCAGGUUCACGUGAUGUCUGGCAUUCGAUAGUCCAACAAAGAAACAGCAACAGGUAGAUUAAGAUAAUUGACUCAAGAUGCUUUCGCUGAGCCUGUUCGGUGUCACAAAUAAUUUUAAGGAAGCAUCGGAGACACUAGUAGAAGUCUAAGGUUCUCUGUUACUUGCAUAUUACAGUGUAACAGGUUACAGCGGGCCUUCAGCAGUCAUAUUUAAACUGUUUUUGCAUACGCAGGAGCAUCUCCUCCUCCUCAACGUCACAAACGAAGAUGAGAUUGGUGAACGGAGAUAAGAUCAGUGUUAACGAAAAGUAAAGGGUAGUACAGAAACAGUAGUAACCGGAACACCUCAAAAUCCAUCCGAGCAUUAAUUCAAACCAAUGGAACUCAACUGUGCGCUUAAACACUUUAUUCGGGUGGGAAAAAUCACAUGCAGAUUUAGUUGUAGCCACGUUGUUUGUUUCGUUGUUGUUUUUUGUUUUUUUUUUAAGUAUCUUCUCAGCCAAUACGUUUUAUUCCUUAGUUUUGUGGGGCUGCACUUCCAUUAAGUUUGCGACUCGUUCGGUCACUGAAAAGCAGACCAAAUUGAGCACAGUGCCAACAAUUAGCUACCUGUGAGAUAGAUUAAGAAAACGCUAAGGUUUAAGGAUUGUAAUGUUACUUGAGAGCUGCUCAAUUCCAUACGGUUUUUUCGAAGGAAGUUGUUGCUUUCUGUCAUAGCCGCUUUUAAAGGUCUCGCUGGAAAACGGGAAGUUUGUGGAGAAGGUAUCGGAAAAAUGUCUAGUAAACUGCAUUUGCACAUCUUAAUACUUAAAAGAAAUACUAGUUAAAUUAAAAGUAAAAAAACGAUCAAGUCUAAGAUGUGAAUUUGCGUAAGCCUUACGCAAGGUUAAAUGGUUUUAUAGGUUUAUAUUGCAGAAAAGUCUACUCAAAAGACAGGGCACAAAAACGGAAGAGAGAUUAGCGAAGUUGAUCAACAAUUAUAAAGGUCACGUGCAUCAGGUAAGCAGUUCCGAAGAACUGAAAGGCUGUUUAUCGCAAAACCACUGUAGUUCUAAGUACUUCAUUCUGUGUAUGAAGAAGUUGAACCUAAACAAUUGUUUGGGUAGCAUUUGUGUAAGCUUCCGUAGCAUAGAAGUAAUUCGUUACCUUAGUAUUUAUUGUCUUGUAACUUCAAAAGGCCUGACACGCUUUGUAUUUAGUAUGAUAAUGUUAGGAGGACGCAGUAAAUUUACGCCACUUGCACCUUGCACUGUCUCAUGUAUUUUUUAAACACUUUUGUUUAGAGUAUGAGCGCAGAGUUGCGUUCAUUGUGUAGUUUAGUGAUGUCAAAUGUGGCUAAGAUUUUAAAAUCUAGAUUUCUGUUCAUCUGCGAGGCUACCAACUCGAGCGAUGAAACUGACAGAAAGAUCAGGUGGGUGCCACAGAAGAAUAGUGUGAAAUCUGGCAUUUACGUAUCACAGCAUUUGAUGAUGUUUAGGAGUUGGGUAUGUUUUUUCUUUGUUUGUUUUUUAUUUGUUUUUAAGUAAUUAGGGAAGGAACUAAAUAAGUAAGUGUUACUUAAAAGUCUUUGCAACAUUCUGAAAAAUUAUUAGAGCAGGAGACUCCUGCUCUAGCAUAGCAGCUUUGCACGCCCAGGGAAAUGUAUCAUCCAAGUCACCAGUAUAAAUCCUGGAGAUCUGAGUUAAGUAUCGGCGGGUACUAGCUGAGAAUCAAAGCCUGUGCACACACUCAUCUAUCAGCAGGUGCUUUGCCACCCAGUAAGGCAUAUCAUAGGAAAAUUAUUUAAAUGGUAUCCGCCUGGUCAUUGCAAUCGAGACAGGUAACAUCUGAGAAUCCAAAAUGAGAUGAGGUUUGGAAUUCAGUUUGCUUCUCGGCUAGGUUAUUAAAAUUAAAUUUUCUAACCUGCAAAUAUGUGUUUUGUUAUACAAAGCACAGCACGCUCAUAGCUGCUGACCUCUGUUACUUUGAGUGUCCUUGUGCCCUUGUGUGUGCCCCUUAGUGUAAGUGUGCUCCUGAGUGUUUUCGUGCUCCUUAAUUUUACCAAGUGUGUCCCUGAGUGUGAGUGUGCCCAACUGUGUUUGUGUGUGAGUGGGCCCAUGAGUGUGCCCCUGAUUGCGAGUGUGCCCGAGUGUGAGUAGGCCCAUGAGUGUGCCCCUGUGUCCAAGUGCUCCCGAGUGUGAUUGUGCCCCUGAGUGUGUGCAUGCCCCUGCUAGUGUUUAAAUAAAAGUGCCAGAUCACUCUACCUGACCUAGGCAAAGCAUACCACUUACCUGUUCAGGCAGUUAACAGUUUAUCCUUUUCUUAAUAUUUUGGCUUUUAAACAGCAUCACAGACACAACUCAACAAAACACCCUUAAAGCAUUUGAUACGUUAUUUUGAGUAAUGAAUAGCACGUUACUUCUCCUUUAUGACAGCCUUGCCUUUUUAUUUAAGUAACGGCUUCUGUACUGAGAAUCAGAGACCUCCAGUAACAAAUGUAUGUCACCUGCUUUUUGCUGUCUUUUCUGUUAUCCGUGAAAACUGAAUUUGGAAAAAAUAAAAGACCAGUUGGCUUCUC
Molecule: messenger RNA, 5537 nt
Organism: Coturnix japonica (Japanese quail)
Lineage: Eukaryota; Metazoa; Chordata; Aves; Galliformes; Phasianidae
Source: RefSeq, a predicted model, not a curated record